GUCAGAAAGUUUAGCCCUUCUUGGUGGUCGAAUGCGCCUGAGAAGGAAGCAAUGACCAUACAAUAAUAAAGAAGAGAGAAACAAUAAUAGAGAAGAGAGAACAACGAACAACGUUAUUUUAUUGUCAUGUUCUGGUCAUGUAUAUUUAUGAGUGAGUGACAGUUGCGAGUUGUGACGUGAUUUGUUGUUUUAUUUUUAUAUGGCUCACAUAUAAACUUCAUCUGAGACUUUAUUCAAUUUCCAUUCCAAUAGUGUUUAGUGUCUGUACUUUCAAAUCAAAGAAGCACAGGUUACAAGUUACGAGCGAUUAGUAUUCAUCGUUCUACUUUCAAACAUGCAAGUCAGACAGCUUUCCACUCAUUAAAUAUGCUUAUUCUAUGGACCAAUCUAAAGACAUAUUCGGAUUAGAUUCUAAAUACAAUAUUGAUUUCCAAGAAGUUUUGCGAUUUGGCAAUGAAAAGAAAAAAGUAGCCCGGCGCCGAUGGGCUAUUUUGGCAAAAGCAUUAAAGAGUCCUUCGGAAAGCCAGCCUUCUAGUCCAACUGAUGAAUUUUCAGUUCGUCGAAUUUCCUCCUUCAUGCUCUUGAAAACACAAGAACUUCAUGUAGUUCCCAUAAUGUCACCUGAAAACCAAUACUGCGACCAAUUCAAAAAACGUACUUGGUAUAAAUACUCUACACGUGUAAACGGCACAGAUUAUUUUAUAAAUGUCGGCCAUAGAAAUCGUACAUUUUCUGCUGAAGACCUAAUGGGAUUCAAUAACACCGGCAAUGUUUGUAUUUGGCCAUCAGAGGAAACCCUCAGCUACUUUGUUUGUUCAAAUUUGGGGCAUUUCUUGAAUAAAAGUGUAAUAGAACUAGGAGGAGGUAUGUCAUGUCUAGCAGGACUUUUUGUAGCAAAGUAUGGUAACGCAACAAGUGUUACAGUCACCGAUGGUAACAAAUUAUCUGUUGAUAAUGUACAAACUACUAUCAAAUGUAACGAGUUUGACAUUGAAGUCAAGUGUCAUGUUUUCAAAUGGUCUUCGUUCGAACCGAGCUAUCAAUAUGAUGUUAUUCUAUGUGCUGAUUGUCUAUUUUUUGAUGAUGCUAGAGCAGAUUUGAUUGAAUGCCUUUGGAAUUGCCUUGCCAAUGAUGGAAUUGCCUAUAUUAUGGCUCCAGAAAGAGGUGACACAUUAGACAAAUUCAUAUUGCAGUCUGAAUCUAGAGGUUUUAGUUGUAAGAAGAUUGUUAAUUACAGUACUGUUGUCUGGGAAAAACGCUUAGCCCUUUUGGAUAAUUGUGAUUACAAUGAUAAUAUUCAUUACCCUGUACUUAUAGAAGUGACCAAAUUUUAAGUGACCUUAGUAAUUAUCGCAUAUAUACCCGUCACAACUUAUCAUAUAAGAGACCAUAUUCCUUAUAUAUCUAGUCUGAUAUUCACCUUAUCUGUGAUAAACAAUACCAAUUUCC
This is a messenger RNA of Leptinotarsa decemlineata (Colorado potato beetle), 1449 nucleotides long. Its product is annotated as calmodulin-lysine N-methyltransferase. Gene Ontology annotation, molecular function: RNA binding; zinc ion binding; protein binding. Lineage: Eukaryota; Metazoa; Arthropoda; Insecta; Coleoptera; Chrysomelidae. Gene Ontology annotation, cellular component: cytoplasm; nucleus; precatalytic spliceosome. The record is from RefSeq and is a predicted model, not a curated record. Gene Ontology annotation, biological process: mRNA splicing, via spliceosome.